Messenger RNA from Strongylocentrotus purpuratus (purple sea urchin), 2640 nucleotides. Its product is annotated as serine/threonine-protein kinase 4. Gene Ontology annotation, molecular function: protein serine/threonine kinase activity; ATP binding. The record is from RefSeq and is a predicted model, not a curated record. Lineage: Eukaryota; Metazoa; Echinodermata; Echinoidea; Camarodonta; Strongylocentrotidae. The transcript is spliced from 14 exons. Gene Ontology annotation, cellular component: cytoplasm. Gene Ontology annotation, biological process: intracellular signal transduction; protein tetramerization; protein phosphorylation. The coding region runs from base 149 to 2029 and encodes 626 amino acids.
AGAGAUAGAGUGUGACCGAUCUUCAAAGAUUUCCGGUUUGUUUUGGCUUGGUAAAGUUGGUAUAUUUUCUUACUUUACCAUUGUCUUUGAUACCGAACAGAUGUAAAUCUGUCAUGGUUUUCAGAUUUAUCACAGGAUCACGGCAAAGAUGACUUCAACAAGUACCGGUACGUGUAUGUUGAAGAAGCUAAGUGAAGAUGCACUCACUAAGGAACCUGAGGAGGUCUUUGAUCUCUUGGAGAAGCUUGGAGAAGGUUCCUAUGGCAGCGUGUUCAAGGCAAUACACAAGGAAUCUGGGCAGGUACUGGCCAUAAAACAGGUACCAGUGGAUACAGAUCUACAAGAGAUCAUCAAAGAGAUCUCAAUCAUGCAGCAAUGUGACAGCACAUAUGUUGUCAAGUACUAUGGAAGCUACUUCAAGAACACAGACCUCUGGAUUGUGAUGGAGUAUUGUGGAGCAGGUUCAGUGUCAGAUAUCAUGAGGAGAAGAAAUAAAACAUUAAAUGAAGCUGAAAUAGCAACCAUUCUCUACUCCACACUGAAAGGCUUAGAGUACCUCCACUUCAUGAGGAAGAUACACAGAGACAUUAAAGCAGGAAACAUACUCCUCAACAACGAGGGCAAUGCCAAACUAGCAGACUUUGGAGUUGCAGGACAGCUCACUGACACCAUGGCAAAGAGAAACACAGUGAUAGGAACACCAUUCUGGAUGGCACCUGAAGUCAUCCAGGAGAUUGGCUAUGAUUGCAAGGCUGAUAUCUGGUCAUUAGGUAUCACAGCAUUAGAGAUGGCUGAGGGAAAACCACCAUAUGCAGAGAUACACCCUAUGAGAGCAAUCUUCAUGAUCCCAACGAAGCCACCUCCUACGUUCAGAGAUCCAGAGAAGUGGUCCCAAGACUUCAUUGAUUUCACCUCCAAGUGCCUCAUAAAGAGCCCUGAAGACAGAGCUACAGCUACAGAUUUAUUACAGCAUCCAUUUGUAAGGGACGCUAAACCAGUAUCUAUUCUCAAUGCCAUCAUCAAUGAGGCCAAUUGUAUCAGAGAGAGAGAAAAGCUCAAGGAAGAUGACGAUGAUGAAGGAUCAGAUUUUGAAGAUGAUAUGUACACCAUUGUGGAGGAGGAGGAAGAUACAGAGGGUAGACUGGAUGAAGAUGAUGUUGACAGUGGAACGAUGGUCAGAGGGAGACCUCCUGUGAUGAAUGAAGAUGAUAGCGGUACUAUUAUCAUCAGUGGCUCAGCUGGUAAUACAGCUAAUACAUUCAUUGAACAUGAUGAUGUCACAGACAUAGACAGUGGGACUAUGAUAGAACACGGUACUAUGAUUGAUCAUGAUAGCGGGACCAUGAUAGAACAUGGGACAAUGAUCGAUCACGAUAGCGGCACGAUGGUUGAUCACGAUAGCGGUACGAUGAUCGAUCACGAUAGUGGGACGAUGGUCGACCACCACAGUGGAACAAUGAUCGAUCAUGAUAGUGGGACGAUGGUGGAUCAUGAUAGUGGGACAAUGAUUAAUCAUGGUAGCUUGAAUGAUCUAGAAUCCAACAUGGGUACCAUGGUUAUUAAUGAUGAUGAUGAUUCAGGCAAUGAUGGAACAAUGAAGAGGACAGAUACAGCCAAAGCAGAUGCAUACAAACCUCAAUACCUUGAACAUUAUGAGAGACAAGAAGAAGCUAAACAAGCCAAGAUAUCAUCUCCUGUUACACCUCCUAUCAAUCCAUCAAACGCACCCACGGUACCCUCUAAUGCCCCUAUGCACAUUGCCCCUGGCAACCAUCGGGUGAGUGCUCCUCCCCCUGCUAAUCAAGAAGCCCCGCCCCCAAAACCACCGCUAUUCCUCCAUCGGCCAUUCAGCGAGAUGGACUUUGAUUUUUUGAAGCAACUGUCAAUAGAUGAACUUCGUGAGAGAUUAACUUCCCUUGACCCCCAGAUGGAAGCAGAGAUAGAGGAGCUGAGGAAACGAUAUCAAGAGAAGAGAAGACCAAUCAUUGAAGCUAUGGAAGUCAAAAGGAAGAGAACACAACACUUUUAAUGAUCAGUCUUAUUCAUCUCAAAUUCUGUGUCAUAUUUGUUUGUUUCCUUUUUAUUUUACAAUCAAUGAUGUAUAAAUAGAUGGAGUCCCGACUGCUAGUUAACAAGCAACAGAGUUCAAACUUCAAAGGGUAUGUAAUUAAAUCAAUUACAUUUUUGCUCUUUGAUAAAAAAUGUUCUAAGCUGGCAAAUCAUAUUGAAUUUAAAUUGAUGAUUCAAUAGACAUAACAAACAAAACUGAUAGUCUUGAAUGCAGACUAAUGUUAAACCAGGCAGUUCAAUGUAAAGAACCAGGCUAGCCAGAAGAUACAUGAAAAGCUUUUAAGCAUUCAGAAAUCGGCUUAGAUAUUGAAUAAUAAGCUACGUUAAACAAAAACCACUUACUAUAGUAGUUAUUCGAUAGUAUUAGAUCAUGUCCUUCCCAAUACCAGUACACAAUGGAGUCAUCCAUGAAAACUCUUGGGAUAUUUUCUAAGAGUUAUCAUGGAUGACUUCAUCUUCGUCUAGCCGUAUUGUGAAGGACAUGAUCUAAUACUAUUGCAUACCUACUAUAGUGAGUAUGGGCAAUCAGGGUAUUCUAUCAGAAUUAAACCUAACUUUUGCAGACCGAAA